Messenger RNA from Cynoglossus semilaevis (tongue sole), 1737 nucleotides. RefSeq names its product versican core protein-like. The coding region runs from base 397 to 1065 and encodes 222 amino acids. Gene Ontology annotation, cellular component: perineuronal net; synapse. The record is from RefSeq and is a predicted model, not a curated record. Lineage: Eukaryota; Metazoa; Chordata; Actinopteri; Pleuronectiformes; Cynoglossidae. The transcript is spliced from 6 exons. Gene Ontology annotation, biological process: skeletal system development; positive regulation of neuroblast proliferation; central nervous system development.
UGUACUUUGGGUGUGUUGCUCCUUUUUUUCUUUUUGACUUUUUUACAUGUCAUACUAGAAUUCACAGUAUCACCAUAUUCUCAUCCCAAGUGUGUUGAACUUAGGGCAUUUUCUGCCUAGGCGGAGUUCUGAGUCUACACCCUCAAUUUUGUCAAGAUCCCUCAUCGGUGCGUCACGCCCAGUCUGUGUACUUCAGCACAGCUACUGUCUUCCUGUGCUUUGCCAAAAUAAAUUGAGGAAAUGUAACUUGAAGGGUAGAAGCCAGAAAAAAUAAUGCCUGGGUGUUAUCUAUUUGUAAUCUGACACUGGACUGAACUGAGAUCAGCUAUUUCUGUGGAUGAUACAGAAACAUGCGAUUAUGGCUGGCACAAGUUCCAGGGCCACUGCUAUAAGUACAUGCCCCAGAGGAAAAACUGGGAUACAGCAGAAAGGGAGUGUCGUAUGCAAGGCGCUCAUCUCACCAGCAUCCUUUCCCAUGAGGAGCAACAAUUUGUCAAUCGCCUUGGACAAGACUACCAGUGGAUUGGUCUAAAUGAUAAGAUGUUUGACAGUGACUUCCGCUGGGCUGAUGGCAACAGUGUGCAAUAUGAAAACUGGAGACCAAACCAGCCAGACAGCUUCUUCUCUUCUGGCGAGGACUGUGUGGUGAUGAUCUGGCAUGAGGACGGUCAGUGGAAUGACAUUCCCUGUAACUACCACCUUACAUUCACCUGCAAGAAGGGCACAGUGGCUUGCAACCAGCCCCCUCUAGUGGCCAACGCACGCACCUUUGGUAAAAAACGUGAGAGAUACGAGAUCAACUCACUGGUGAGGUACCAGUGUCACACAGGCUUCAUUCAGAGGCAUGUACCAACUAUCCGUUGCCGUGGUGAUGGACGAUGGGAUGUUCCUAAAAUUACAUGCAUAACCCCAUCGAGUUAUCAGAGACCCUUUGUUAGACGACAUGAGCACAGAAGCCUCUACAGUGUCAACAACUUCAAAAGGCCAGAGGACGCCAUCAACUAUCAUCCUCAGCGCUACAGAGGGAGGAGGGAAUGGACUGGACACAAGCAGAGGAAGCUGUAAUUGAGAUGUAACAACAGCUUCUUUUUAAAGACCACAUUGCUGAUAAUGGUGUGAAAAUAGGGAAAAACAAGUUUUAAAUGAAAAGUAAAAAGAGAAGAAACCUAAUGGAUAACCUGUAGGCUCACUUUAUGUGGGACGACGAGGGAAUCAUCUUACGAAGUGCCUUUUCAAAAGAUGUUGACACGUCACUUUGUUUUAAUCACUGGCUCUGUGUCACAGUGUAUAUAAAACAUUUUCAGCUGGCUACUGGAAAAGCAAAAACAACAAUAUUCUCAUCAGUUUUGCUUGAGUUUAUGAAGCCAUACAUUCACGACUGUUGCUUCAGGCCUUUGUGAACCAACUGUGCUUUUGAAAAUAAUCUCAAGUGUUUCUUAAAUUUACAUACGUUACAUAAGUGAAAAACUAUAUGUCGAUGUCAAAUGCUUUUUUUCUAGUGGUAUUUAUGAGCAUUCCACUUUAACAAUAGACGAACGUCUGAGCGGGAUUUGUUCAGUGAACUGCUGGAGCACCUUUUUUGAAGCAGCAACUUUCAAAGCACCAAGAAAGUAUCUUUCCCUUUUACUGUAUGUUAACAGAGAAUGUCUUUAUCUUUCAAAUGACAUUUCAGUUGAAUUACCCUGCUUUUUCCUACAAAGGAAGACAAUCUUCAUCUUUGUUUCAAGUUAAAAGAAU